AUGUCUUUUGUGAGACAGUUACACACAUCUGUCCAGCGUGGUGCUGAAUCUACGAGGACUAUCAAGAAUGGUGCCGAGAAGUUGAAACAGCUGAAAUCCACUCCAAAUUUGUACAAUAGAAAAGCUUCAGCAUACAAUUAUAGAGGUGUCUUGAGAGCGAAAAUAGAGCCAGGACUGUACCAUGAACCAUCUCAAUCAUCAUCAACUGGGUCCAUAAACAGUGAAACGCUUCCCAGAGCUUUUUUGCCCAGGGAAGACCCACGUAGGCGGUAUGUCCAAACUUUGAGACCACGGGAUGGCCUACAAGCCGGCUGGGCCCCAGAUCUCCACAACAAAAAGAAAAAAACAUAUCAUCUGAAACCGGAGCAGAUUGCUGAAAUUCAGAAGCUCAGGUUGGAGAACCCUGACAAAUAUACCAGAAAGGCUCUUGCAGAGAAGUUUAAUGUUUCCCCGCUUUUCGUGUCGCUGGUCUCGUCCGCUGCUCCAGGUCGGUUAUCGGAAAUGAACCAAAGACUGCAGACGAUAAAGGAAGAAUGGCAUCCUAAGAGAGCGCUCGCGAGAGAUGACCGGAAAAAACGUAAACAACUGUGGUACAGACCAUAG
Messenger RNA from Lachancea sp. 'fantastica', 603 nucleotides. NCBI's taxonomy places the organism in Eukaryota, Fungi, Ascomycota, Saccharomycetes, Saccharomycetales, Saccharomycetaceae. The record is from the annotation of a GenBank genome assembly.